ACACAAAAGGAACAGGAGACACAAAAACUAAAGUUAGGCGUUGUCGUUCAUUGAAUCUGUAAGAGAGAGAAGAAGAAGAAGAAGAAGAAGAGAGUCAAUUUGUGUGUUUCUCGUUAGGAGAAGAGAGAGAAAGAGGAAGACUUUGACUCGUCUUCUUCCCCUCUCUCUAUCAUUGCAUCUAGUUUCUUCACACCGAGUCCCUGAGAGAUUUGAUUAGAUGGGGAACUGUUGUGGCAGUCCGAGCUCGGCUACGAUAGAGAGUGGACAUGGGAAACCUAAGAACAAAAACAAUCCCGAGUACACUGCAGCAAAUGGAUCUGGAGCUGGCUUUAAGCUCUCCGUGUUGAAAGAUCCAACAGGACAUGAUAUUUCUUCGCAGUAUGAUCUGGGAAGGGAGGUUGGUCGAGGAGAGUUUGGUGUGACUUACUUGUGUACCGAUAUCCAGACAGGUGACAAGUACGCUUGCAAGUCCAUAUCGAAGAAGAAGCUGAGAACAGCGGUGGACGUAGGGGAUGUGAGGAGGGAGGUUGAGAUAAUGAAACAUAUGCCUAAACACCCCAACAUUGUCUCUUUGAAGGAUUCCUUUGAGGAUGAUGAUGCGGUUCAUAUAGUUAUGGAGCUGUGUGAAGGAGGGGAGCUGUUUGAUCGGAUUGUUGCGAGAGGACAUUACUCUGAGAGGGCUGCUGCUGCGGUUAUGAAGACUAUUGUUGAAGUUGUUCAGAUAUGCCAUAAGCAGGGAGUGAUGCAUAGGGAUCUUAAACCAGAGAACUUUCUUUUUGCUAAUAAGAAAGAGACUUCGGCUCUUAAGGCUAUUGACUUUGGUUUAUCUGUCUUCUUUAAACCAGGUGAGCAGUUUAAUGAGAUUGUUGGAAGUCCUUAUUACAUGGCACCAGAGGUGCUGCGACGAAACUAUGGACCUGAGAUAGAUGUCUGGAGCGCAGGAGUCAUCCUCUAUAUCCUUCUUUGUGGUGUCCCUCCAUUUUGGGCAGAGACUGAACAAGGGGUGGCUCAAGCGAUCAUUAGGUCAGUCAUUGACUUCAAGAGAGAUCCAUGGCCAAGAGUUUCCGAAAGCGCCAAAGACCUUGUGAGAAAGAUGCUUGAACCUGAUCCCAAGAAACGGCUUUCUGCUGCAGAAGUACUUGAACAUUCUUGGAUACUGAAUGCAAAGAAGGCUCCGAAUGUGUCUCUUGGGGAGACUGUGAAAGCAAGGCUCAAGCAGUUUUCCGUUAUGAACAAGCUCAAGAAACGAGCUCUAAGAGUGAUAGCUGAACACUUGUCAGUGGAGGAAGCAGCUGGGAUAAAGGAAGCAUUUGAAAUGAUGGACGUUAACAAGAGAGGCAAGAUAAACCUCGAGGAGCUUAAAUACGGACUUCAAAAAGCUGGACAACAGAUUGCUGAUGCGGAUCUUCAGAUUCUCAUGGAAGCUACUGAUGUUGAUGGGGAUGGGACACUGAACUAUGGAGAGUUCGUGGCUGUUUCUGUACACCUGAAGAAGAUGGCGAAUGAUGAACACUUGCAUAAAGCGUUUAACUUCUUUGAUAAGAACCAGAGUGGUUACAUAGAGACAGAAGAGCUUCGUGAGGCUUUGAAUGAUGAGUUGGAUGAAACUAGCAGUGAGGAAGUCAUCGCUGCCAUCAUGCAAGAUGUUGAUACUGACAAGGACGGGCGUAUAAGCUAUGAAGAGUUUGCAGCGAUGAUGAAAGCUGGGACAGAUUGGAGAAAAGCGUCACGGCAGUAUUCCAGGGAAAGAUUCAACAGUUUGAGCCUCAAGUUAAUGAGAGAUGGUUCAUUGCAAUUAGCAGGUGAGGCCUAAGAAGUAAAGAAAAGCUUGGAUCUUUCCUGAAUGGCCCACAAUGAAAGAGACAUGGUUAUGUUUUAAAAAGCAAUUUUAACACGGUAAUGACAGAGAAGAAUCAGAAGAAGAUUGGUAUUUGGUUUCUCCUUUUUUUUUUGUUUUCUUUCUCACGUGUUUUAGAGUUUCAAUUGUUUGAAGUUGUUUGUUCAUUGGAUGAUGAUAGGCCAUGUGGUUUGAUGACGAUGUCGACAAGUUUCUGAGUUUCCAAAGAUGAGUUCUUUUUAUUUUUU
This is a messenger RNA of Raphanus sativus (radish), 2085 nucleotides long. Its product is annotated as calcium-dependent protein kinase 7. The transcript is spliced from 9 exons. Bases 218 to 1813 code for a protein of 531 amino acids. Gene Ontology annotation, molecular function: calmodulin binding; calcium-dependent protein serine/threonine kinase activity; calcium ion binding. Gene Ontology annotation, cellular component: nucleus; cytoplasm. Gene Ontology annotation, biological process: peptidyl-serine phosphorylation; intracellular signal transduction; protein autophosphorylation. NCBI's taxonomy places the organism in Eukaryota, Viridiplantae, Streptophyta, Magnoliopsida, Brassicales, Brassicaceae. The record is from RefSeq and is a predicted model, not a curated record.